This is a messenger RNA of Bipolaris zeicola 26-R-13, 1767 nucleotides long. RefSeq lists its product as uncharacterized. Gene Ontology annotation, biological process: transmembrane transport. NCBI's taxonomy places the organism in Eukaryota, Fungi, Ascomycota, Dothideomycetes, Pleosporales, Pleosporaceae. The transcript has 2 exons. Bases 1 to 1767 code for a protein of 588 amino acids. Gene Ontology annotation, molecular function: transmembrane transporter activity. The record is from RefSeq and is a predicted model, not a curated record.
AUGAGCAACACAAACGACAAGCUCCGUCCAUCCAGUAUGGCGGACUCUGAAAAGACGGCAACGCCUAGCGUUCAGAACACUACCGACAAGGAGAACAAGGGUGCUGUCGAAACUGUUCUUCCUGCUUCAACAGCGGCUGUUGACGCCGCAGCCCCCAUCACCGGCACUGGAGAGAAGAGUUCGCGGCCGAGCUCGGUAGCCAGCCCAGCACCAGAAAACAACGACGAGGACGACUUUGAAUACCCGACCAAAUGGAAGCUGGCCGCCAUCACCGUGGCAUUGUGUUUGAGCGUCUUCUGCAUGGCCCUGGACAACACCAUCAUCGCAACAGCCAUCCCUCGCAUUACGGACCAGUUCAAGGCUCUGAAUGAUGUUGGCUGGUAUGGAUCGUCGUACCUCCUUACCACGUGCGCGACGCAGCUCAUGUACGGUAAAUUCUAUACAUACUACUCGAUCAAGUGGAUCUACUUGACUGCCCUGGCCAUCUUCGAGUUCGGCUCGCUUAUCUGUGCUGUUGCGCCAAACUCGACGGCGCUCAUCAUUGGACGUGCCAUUGCCGGUGUUGGUGCUGCUGGUAUCUUUUCUGGAGCCAUUCUGAUCGUCUCGGUGACGGUACCGCUGCGCCAGCGUCCUACGUACAUGGGCGUUAUUGGAGGCAUGUACGGAAUCGCAAGUGUAGCUGGACCCCUCAUGGGCGGUGCCUUUACUGACCACGUCAACUGGAGAAUGUGCUUUUACAUCAACCUUCCCUUUGGUGCCAUCACGGCGGCUUUCAUCAUUCCCUUUCUCCAUGUUACCCGCCGUGGCGGAAAGGUCCAGGCUACAUGGCGUGAGCAGAUUCAGAAGUUCGAUCUUCCCGGAACGGCUUGCUUCUUGCCUGCCAUUAUUUGUUUGUUGCUCGCUCUCCAGUGGGGUGGCAGCAAGUAUCAGUGGAAGGACGGCCGCAUCAUUGCGCUCCUGGUCCUCUUUGUCCUUCUCACAUGCGGAUUCCUUGCUAUCCAGUGGUGGAAGCAGGAAGAUGCCACGGUUCCUCCUCGCGUCUUCCUGAACCGCAACGUUUGGGGAUCUGCACUGUUCGGUGCUAUGCUGGGUGCUAGCUUCUUCGUCAUGGUCUAUUACCUGCCCAUCUGGUUCCAGGCCAUCAAGGGAGCUUCGGCAACAAAGUCUGGAAUCAUGAACCUCCCUGCCAUCCUCGGUCUCGUCAUCAUCUCGAUGCUUGCUGGUGGCGCCGUCACUGCGAUUGGUUACUACACGCCGUUCAUGCUCCUCUCGUCGGUCCUCAUGUCCAUCGGCGCUGGUCUGCUCGCAACAAUGGAAGUCGACAGUGGUUCCCCGGAAUGGAUUGGCUACCAGUUCAUCUUCGGUGCUGGUGUCGGUUUCGGUAUGCAGCAGAUCCUGGUUGCUGUUCAGACAGCGCUUCCCGCAGAGGAUGUUCCCAUUGGCACGGCUACCAUGAUGUUUUUCCAGACUCUUGGUGGCGCUCUUUUCAUCUCUGUUGGCCAAAACGUCUUCACCAACCAGCUCAUCAAGAACCUGGCCAGCAUUGUGCCUGAUCUCGAUGCCGGUAUCGUACUCCGCACCGGUGCAACUGAGCUCAAGCACGCUAUUGAUCCUGAUUUCCUCUCUGGCGUGCUUUCAGCAUACAACACGACGCUUACCCAGACCUUCUACGUGUCGGUUGCCUGUGGAGCAGUCUCGAUUUUUGGUGCUGCGUUUGUCGAGUGGAAGUCGAUGAAGGGCAAGGAGAUUGUCAUGCAUGCUGCCUAA